Messenger RNA from Saxophila tyrrhenica, 717 nucleotides. It is a transcript of the gene PAM17, whose product is annotated as TIM23 complex component. Gene Ontology annotation, biological process: protein import into mitochondrial matrix. Gene Ontology annotation, cellular component: PAM complex, Tim23 associated import motor. Bases 1 to 717 code for a protein of 238 amino acids. The transcript is spliced from 2 exons. Lineage: Eukaryota; Fungi; Ascomycota; Dothideomycetes; Mycosphaerellales; Extremaceae. The record is from RefSeq and is a predicted model, not a curated record.
AUGGCUUCGCUCAUAUAUAUCCGAGCGUCGCCCUCGGCUUUGCCGACAGCCAGGCAUACAGUAUCGAGGAGAGCGCCGACCGCGCAAUCUCCCUUCUCCACCAGCACGCGAGCAUUGAAACAACCUACACCACCAUCCCGACGACCACAAGCAACACAACUACCCCACCGACCGCUCACCGCACCCACAGCCCUUGCUCUCCGCCAAGCUUCCACCUCCUCCACCCCCACGUCAACCACAACCCCCGAAGACGUCCUAACCUGGAACCGCUUCUUCGACCUCCGCCGCAAGCGCCGCUACCUCAACCUCGGGUCCUCCCUCAUCACCGCCGGCGCAACCAUAGGCGUCGCCGGUCCCAUAAUCGCACAACAAGACAUUGAUGGCUGGGCAGCCCAAAUAUCGGGUCUAGAUCCGAUAAUAGUGCUCGGAGCGACGACGUUCGCGGUCGCGGCGGGAGGCUGGCUGUGUGGGCCGAGUUUUGGAACGGCGUUGUUUAAGACGUGGGCGGGGAGGAAGGGGUGGAAUGGGGCGAUUGCUGAGAAGGAGAAGUCGUUCUUUGCGAGGAUCAGAAGGUAUAGGGCUGAUCCGGCGAGCUCGAGUCCGCAGAAUCCCAUUCCGGAUUACUAUGGAGAGAAGAUCGCGAGUGUGAAGGACUACAGGCGGUGGUUGAAGGAUCAGCGGGCGUUCAAUUUGAAGAAGAACAAGAACAUGCUAUGA